Messenger RNA from Engraulis encrasicolus (European anchovy), 728 nucleotides. It is a transcript of the gene fgfbp1a, whose product is annotated as fibroblast growth factor binding protein 1a. Gene Ontology annotation, biological process: cell-cell signaling. The transcript has a single exon. NCBI's taxonomy places the organism in Eukaryota, Metazoa, Chordata, Actinopteri, Clupeiformes, Engraulidae. Bases 8 to 643 code for a protein of 211 amino acids. The record is from RefSeq and is a predicted model, not a curated record. Gene Ontology annotation, molecular function: growth factor binding.
UCCAAGGAUGCGCCUACGCACAAUCGCAGUGUUGUUGGUCCUUGCGUGCGUCUCCAACCAGGUUCAAAGGACAGAAUGUCGCAGACACAAGGACAAAAGGAGCCGAGGAGACGAGCCACAAGAAAACUUUCGCGUCCCUUCAUCGGACAGGAACAACAACGGCGCCAAGUCCGCCGGCGGAAAGGGAAUGUUUCAGGGCAAGUUCACUACCAAGGACAAGUCGCAGUGCACUUGGGCGGCGACAGGUGACUACGACGCCGUCCUGACUGUCUCUUGCAAGAAAGGAGAGAAAUCUUUCGAGUGUGCCUAUAUUGCCAGACCUACCACUUGUCCCCAGUACACAUCCAAUGCCAAACUGUACUGGAAACAAGUCGCCAGGUCACUUAAAAAGCAGAAGAAGUUGUGUUAUGACCAGACGUCGCUUGUCAAAGCGGGUAUGUGCAGGAAAGCGCCGCAGGACGCACAUUUUAAACUGAGCCAGCUACCCAAAGAGGUAGCUAAACAGAUACCCCCUUCUUCAAGGGAUAAUGAACUGUGCCCAGAUCAAAUAGACAAGAGGGCUUUUGUCGAAGAGUACUGCUCUCGUUCGUGGAGUUCGUUGUGCGCCUUUCUUUUUAGCAUGGUUCAAAAUGAGGAUUGCUGAGUUUAUGGAAAAUGCGCAGUGAACUGUUUCCUCAAACAGCACUACAUUGCUGUGCUACUUUAAGGGAUUAUGACAAGCAAACAGG